UCUGUAAUAUCACAGAAUAUAACAUAUAUAGAGAUUCUACUUUUCCGUACUUGUUAUCAAUAUAAUUUCGUCGUAAAUAAUAAACACAUAAUAUUAUAUAAUAUAAAUUAUCAAAAUAAAUAGUAAAAUAUACCCAUUAAAACAUCAACAAUAUUCAUUUAAUUUCAUUCUACAUUUAUACCUAAUUUAUAAUUCUCUAAACACCAACGUUUAAAAUCAAAUAGAGUCAAAAGUCUUUUACAACCUCCCGAAGCGGAAAUAUAUUUCCAAUUCUCGUUCGUCAAAUUAAAUAUUUAUCAUAUCGUCGUCCCCUUCGCAGACGAUAUUUUCAUCCAUCGCCGAGGCCGCCGGUCGGUGGAGUGAAAACGUUCAGUAAAUACAGUUCACGUCUUCAGCGACAUGAUGAGUUCGAGUGGUGCUAUCGAUAACGAUGUGAACGCGACUUCCAUGGAAACGGAUGACGAUAUCGAACAAUUUGUGGCUCAAACUACCGAUAUUGAAAUGUCGUCGACGGCAAUCACGUCCCACGUUAAUCUGCCUGUUUCGUCAGUCGCACCAAUUAUGAGCUCAUCUUCCCCAUCAGCAGCAGCUCUCAAUAACAAACCGUCCACGACAUCCGUAACUCUCAACAAUCUACUGGUACCACAAGUUGCACCACUCAUCAGUUCAACUAUACCGACGAUCGCUGCUCCACUCAUCAAUCCGCCCAUGUCUCCAAUCGUACACGCAAAUCACACAACAGUGUCCACAGUCACGUCUCUUAAUAGUACUCCAGUAUCGACAAUAGCUGUACUCAAUAACCCUUCAGUAGUAACCACUACCCAACAAAAUAUUGUAAUGCAACAACUCCAAUUCCAACAGUUACAACAACUGCAACAGCAACAGCAACAACUCCAGCAACAGCAGCAACAACAACAACAGCAGCAGCAACAACAACAACAACAGCAGCAACAACAACAACAACAGCAGCAACAACUCCAACAGCAACUACCGCUACAACAGAAACAACAAUUAACGACGCAACAGCAACAGCUCCAGCAGCAGCAAAUCCAACUUCAACAGCAACAACUUCAACAAAUGCAACAGAAACAAUUACUAAUACAACAACAACAAAUAAAACAUCACCAACAGCAACAAAUAAAACAACUGCCGCAACCACAAUUACUACAGCAGCUGCAACAACAACCACAACAGCAACAACAAUCGGCACAGCAGCAACCCCAACAACAACAGCAAUCCCAACAACUUCAGCAAUCCCAACAACUUCAGCAACAGCUACAGCAACAACUAACGUCUCAGCAGCAGCAACAACAGCAACAACUUUUAUCUCAGCAGCAGCCACAACAGCAACAACUUAUAUCUCAGCCGCAGCAACAACUUCCGUCACAACAGCAACAACAACAGACAGUACUGCAGUCACAACCACAAGCGACUCAACAACAGCAAUUACCAUCGCAGCAGCAGCAACAACAGACAGUGCAACAACCACAAUCACAAAUGACCCAGCAACAACAAUCACCGUCACAACAGCAGCAGCAAACUUCACAGCAGCAACAACAAAUGUCACAGCAGCAGCAACAAACGUCACAGCAGCAGCAACAAACUUCACAACAACAACAAUCACCACAACAACCACAACUUACCAUUAAAAGCUUGAUAAAUCCAGACAACGCGGCUUUGUUAACUAAAGCACGUUUGCGUGAACUUGUCAAAGAAGUAGAUCCAAAUGAACAGCUAGAAGAGGACGUCGAAGAUCUUAUGUUGCAAUUAUCCGAUGAUUUUGUCAAUGAAUUAGUCAAAGCAGCAUGCAUAUUUGCUAAACAUAGAAAAUCAAAUAUUGUUGAAGUUAAAGACGUUCAACUUUACUUAGAACGGUACUUAAAUAUGUGGAUACCUGGUUUUGGCACGGAUGAAUUGAAACCAUAUAAAAAGGCGCCAAUUACAGAAGCCCAUAAACAACGAACAGCGCUUAUCAAGAAAGUUGCCAGUAAAAAAUACUAAUAUAAAUGUUAAUUUGUUACAUGUCACCAGCACUACUGUUCAGAAUUUCUUCAACAUUUAUUUUUGGUUGUAUAAAACACCACUUAAGGACUAUUUAAUAUAAAAUUGGAUGAAUGUAAGACUUACUCUAAUAAUAAAACAAUAUUUUUUUAUCAUCAAA
Messenger RNA from Aphis gossypii (cotton aphid), 2161 nucleotides. RefSeq lists its product as uncharacterized. The transcript has 5 exons. Gene Ontology annotation, molecular function: protein heterodimerization activity; DNA binding; TBP-class protein binding. Gene Ontology annotation, biological process: RNA polymerase II preinitiation complex assembly; DNA-templated transcription initiation. Gene Ontology annotation, cellular component: transcription factor TFIID complex; SAGA complex; SLIK (SAGA-like) complex. The record is from RefSeq and is a predicted model, not a curated record. Bases 400 to 2001 code for a protein of 533 amino acids. NCBI's taxonomy places the organism in Eukaryota, Metazoa, Arthropoda, Insecta, Hemiptera, Aphididae.